CACCAAUCAGAAAAAGACGCCCGCGACUUACCUAAUGCAAAGAGAUCCGUGCAUGUAUGAUAGCGCGUCACUGCCAAAUCCUAAAGUCCCUGCCAGUGCCAGCCAUUUGUCUUCACCACCCGUCCGGCACCUUGACCCUUUCCCUAUCCGUCCCGCUUAGCUUCCUCGCCUCAUCCCCGGCUGUUGCGUCUGCCGCUGUUGUUAUUCUCCCAGCGUGUUGUAUGUCCUCUGCCAGUAACCUGAACCCCACAGUAGUUCCCACCCAAUUCCUGCACGGUAAGAAGUACCUUACGCAGUCUGUCCUGUCCUGUUACUGCUGGUGCAGAAGGGCCUUCGCGCAGCAGCCUCGACCUCCACUCCUCAACCUCGUUCGUCCCCUCUUACAUCCAUACAGCACAAGUCGACCGUGUCUACGCUCAGUCCAAUGCGCACCUUCAACCUCGCUCCUUCUUCGAAAUUCAUCCUGUCUUCAGACUGCCAGCGUUACCUUAUCUAGCCUUUGACGCCACCUCCCAAUUCCGCAUCCCACCGCACCGCACACGCACCAAACGAUCUGCCCACUCGCCGUCGCCCACCCCCCCGGCUGUCGAGGCCUGUUCCUGGCUGGCUGCCGCGCAUCACUGGACCGUCUCCAGCUGUCGAGGACCAGACAACUGCGUGCCCAUACCUCUUUUUACCUUAAUAUUUCACCGCUGCUAGCACGUUAGGGGACGGCCUCUGGUCCCGCGUCGUCGUCUCACACUCCCAUCUGGGCCCCGCAAACAACAUCAGCUUUCCCGACGAUCCAGAGCAACUCUCAUCCUCUUCGAACCUCGAGAAUCUGGCUUUCUCCUUUCGCCGCCCGAUCGCUCUACUCAUCCGCCAAUUUUGAUGGGCUAUCACUUUGUCGCAUUCCACUUGCCAAUCACCGUCUCUAGCUUCCCACUGCUCCUUGCAUCACGAAGCGACGCCGUCCUGACAACCCAACCCCAACCCUCACCGAGCGACACCCUCCUUUCAUCAUCACGUCGACGUCCAUCCGCCGACGCACUCCCUGCGGCCUUGACUGUGACCUCGCACCAUCCUCCACUGCGCAUCUGCAACCCGGCCACGACCUCGCAACUCGAGAACACAGCACCAUUGUUGGCCGACAUUACCCCCUGCCUGCACCCUUACUCAUACCCCGACUCGUCGGACCUGCGUUCAUUGCCGAUUGCUGUCUCUUGUCACAGCUGCUGAGCCGGGCGAAUCUGUCGCCCCACGGAGAGGAACAUCGCUGUGACGUCCAAAAUGAAGCGCUUCAGCCAGAGGGUGCAUGCUCAGCUCUCGCGCGGCAAAGACCCCAACAAACCUAAGAAGAACAAAGACUCCAAGGAUGGCACCGCAUCUCCGUCGUCCGUAGGCUCGGGACGCGACGCAAACCAGUCCCCCAAUCCGACGCCAUCGUCCUCGACGACCAACCUGGCCGAUUCCCGAAACAAGCCCCUGCCUCCUAAUAACGCCGGCGCUCAUCCCGGAGAUCACGGCACGGCGAACCAGCCGUCCCCGUUGAGCAAUCAGCAAGGUGCCGUUCCGGACCGCUACAGCUCUGCUGGUGCCGCCCAGGGUGCUAACGGUGGAGGUUCUCCAGCUCGCCACGGGACGUUGCCGCCCACGGUGAUCAUCAGCCCCAGUGCUCCGCACGUCCCACCCCCCGGUGCUGCCGAGACCAUGCCUCAUGAUCUGGCGCCUCCGAAGGCGGGCACCAAGUCGCUCAUGUUCGACCGCCUCCACCAGACACCGAAGGACGUGCCCGAGGGUCUCAGGACACCCAAGCGACAGCACUCGUCGAGGUUUGACAUCUCGGCCCACCGUGAGCUCGAGAAGCUCCCUGGCUUCCACGAAGUGCCCCCCAACCGCCGCCAGGAGCUGUUCAUGCAAAAGAUUGAUCAGUGCAAUGUCAUCUUUGACUUUAACGAUGCCAGCGGUGACAUGAAGUCCAAGGAAAUCAAGCGACUGGCCCUCCACGAGCUGCUCGACUACGUCGCCAACAACCGCCAAGUCAUCACAGAACCCAUGUAUCCAAGAGUCGUCGAGAUGUUCGCCAAGAAUCUAUUCCGUCCCAUCCCCCCUCCGAUGAAUCCCCAAGGCGAGGCGUUCGACCCUGAAGAGGAUGAGCCUGUCUUGGAGGUCGCGUGGCCACACAUUCAGGUCGUUUACGAGUUCUUCCUCCGCUUCAUUGAGAGCCAGGACUUCAACACCAACAUCGCCAAGGCCUACAUCGACCACAGCUUCGUUCUCCAGUUGCUAGAGCUGUUUGACUCCGAGGACCCGCGCGAGAGGGACUUCCUCAAGACGACACUGCACCGCAUCUACGGCAAAUUUCUCAACCUGAGAUCGUUCAUCCGUCGCUCUAUCAAUAACGUCUUCUUUCAGUUCACAUACGAGACGGAACGAUUCAACGGCAUUGCGGAGCUCCUGGAGAUUUUGGGAUCCAUCAUCAACGGUUUUGCCCUGCCCUUGAAGGAGGAGCACAAGACUUUUCUGACGCGCGUGUUGAUACCAUUGCACAAAGUCAAGAGUCUGAGCAUGUACCACCCUCAGUUGGCGUAUUGCAUUGUCCAGUUUUUGGAAAAGGAUGCGUCGCUGACGGAAGAGGUCGUACUUGGCUUGCUCCGAUACUGGCCCAAGGUCAACAGCACAAAAGAGGUUAUGUUCCUUAACGAGGUCGAAGACAUCUUCGAAGUCAUGGACCCGGCCGAGUUCGCCAAAGUUCAGGAACCGCUUUUCCACCAGCUUGCAAAGUCCGUCGCCAGCCCUCACUUUCAAGUCGCCGAGCGUGCGUUGUAUUUCUGGAAUAAUGAGUAUUUCUGCAAUCUGGUCAGCGACAACGUGGAGAUCAUCUUGCCCAUCAUGUUUGCGCCACUUUAUGAGAAUUCCAAAGGACACUGGAACCGCACCAUUCACGGCAUGGUUUACAACGCGAUGAAGCUGUUUAUGGAGAUCAACCCCCAAUUGUUUGACGACUGCUCUCACGAGUAUACCGAACAGCAAAAUAGCGCUGCGGCAAGAGAAGCCUUGCGCGAGAGAAAAUGGGCGUCGAUUACGGGCCAGGCCGAGCAAAGGCGGUCGGCGAACGGUGCCUCAAGCUCUGGUGGGCCACAUGCUGCGUCGCUGUCCCGCGUCGACGAAGUUGACGGCACCGAGGACAACCAAAAGCGGCUAGACUCUCUCAAACUGCAAGAUGGUGACCGCAGGGAUCGUCAACAUGAACGACAAGACUCGGGCUCGGAACAGAACGGCGAAGAGAAGACCGAAGCGGAUGAGGAGUCAUGACCACCAAAUACUGCUUGAAAGGUUCAAAGGAUUACUCAUGUCUGUGGAAGCCCAAGGGGCGAUUUGGAGGUUACCCAAGAAACAACAUUGGGCAGAGGAAAAGAGAGUUCCGUGCUCUAGGGAUGGGGCUUCGCCGCCCUCGGAACAUACUUAAUUUUCAUGAUGUCACUUCUUAGUCUCUCUUCUCACGUUUCGUUUUGUUUUGUUUUGCGAGGAUGCAGACUCGAGGGUGUCUAUUGCACAUUGACCCCGAGUCAUUGCUCGCCCGCCAUUCAUGGAGACAAACGGAUUUUUUUUACUGCGCUUUUGGGGAACAGAAAACGUCUCGUGCCGGAAAGUGGAAGGGAGAAGAGGGACGAGAAGAAGUCGGCGAGAAAAGAUAGGGAUGGCGUACAGAGGUGAAAUUUAGGAGACAGACUCCUUUUCCUUUUCCUGCGGCUUACUCUUCUGAAGCACGUGAGGAAUUGAGGGUUCCUCCUUGGUUUCUGCCUUGGACGAUGAACAAGUACGGACGUAAUACGUCACAAAUUAGACUUGGGUGAAAAAACAGCUUACCGAGACCAUGUGAGCGUCGCGGGAAUCUGUAACGAAAUGAUAUCGCGGCGUACUGUCAUGGGUAUUAAUAGUGACUGCUGUACUACAGGUCUGUCUACCACCCACCCCUGCCUCGAUCAUAACCUCCCCAUCCCCCGCGUCCCCGGUAUCCGCCACUGCCUCUUCCAAAUUGUUGAUAUUGAUGUUGUUGUUGCUGCUGCUGCUGUGGGGGCGGUGGUGGAGCAGCCCAUCCACCCAUGUGCGGUAGAGGUACGCCAGACACUGACGGAGGAGACCAGCUAGGCGGAGGUGCCGGGCCGCCUAUAUGAGGAGGAAGAGGCGGUGGCGGCGGUGGCCAUUGCCCCUGGUAGCCUUGAGGCGGCGGUGGUGGAAAGUGGGCGAAGCCGCCGGCCGCCUGGGGCGGUAAAGGGGGGUAGGGCGGGAAAGCUGACGUGGUGUGAUGAUAGCUGGGGGGAGGGGGCGGCGGCGGCGGCAGCGGUUGCUCCCGAUCACGAUACCCGGGUCCAAAGUUUGGAUCGUGUCGGUUGCGGUCCGUCGUUGGUGACUUGCUCACGCGGCUCAUGUCUCCUUUCGGGCCUUGAUCGUGGGACAGCGAUCUCGAUCUGUGACGUGGGCGAGAGCUUGACCUUGACCUGGAUGGACUGUAGCGAGAGCCGUACCGACCGCGUUGUGUACUGCGUUGCCGAGAACGGCCGGGGCUGGGGCUGCGACUGUGGCCUCGAGAAUCUGGCGAGAUCCUGCGCCGCUUGAAGGCCGGCGGGGUGCCACUUCUGCUUGACUGGCCAGGGGAGUAGCUGCGUGAGCGGCUCCGCGACUCGGACCGGCACCGUCCGCGGCCGUCACCCCCCGUCCGGGCCUUCUGCCUGCGCUGCUUCAUCUUCUCGCAGAACCUGCGCGACCAGCCGUAGUACGUCUCCCCGUCCACGAUCUCGUGCGUGAUCUCAUCGAGCACGACGCGCUCGCCCAUCUCGCUGAGAUCCGUGUGCUCUUGCGGGCUAGCAAUAUGUGGACGCGCGCUUCUGCUGUACAACCUCUCGACAUCGACGAGCAGGUCCUUGACGGCCUUUGCGAGGGCCUUGUCUGCAGGUCCCUGUGCGAGCUGCAGCGGUUUGACCAUGUCUGGGUUGAUGGGCUUCGUCGAGUUCGGCGUGAGGUGCGGCAACCAAUUGGCCGCGGGCAGAUCAAACCAGGGAGUGUUGGGAUCGCCAUGGUUAGAGGGAAUCAUGUACGGUGCAUCUUUGGGAAGCUUGGAGCCGAGAUUCGAGCCCGUCUGGUCCUGCACAGCAAUCUUUGGCAACUCCCCGCCACGGGGCGCUUCUUUGACGGUCCCACGAAGGUUAUCGAUGGUAGUCGCUGAAAAGUACGCGUGCUUCUCCCAGAGGGCCAGGAGGGCCUCCAACUUUUUUGUAUGCUUCGGGCAGUUUCGAAACCUUGCGGCGCCGUGGAGGAGGGGAGUCAGGCUGGCCUCCAGCUCGGCCGCGAAGCGCGCAUCUCGGUCGCGGACGACAACGUGGUAGAGAACGUCAUUGAGGAUGUAGAGGACGUGCAAGCGCCGCCGCCUAGUGGAUGGUUUCGUCCGGGUCUCGUCGGAAAAUGAGUUGGAAAGGGCGGCCAGGUAUUUACCGAGGGCGGCGACACGCGCCGCCGAUGGGACCGUGUUCUUAAGAAUCCAGCGCUUGCAUUUCUAGAUGUUGGCGGGCGAGCACUGGUGGAUCGCGUCGUGGAGGAGGGUGUGGAAGGCCUCGAUCUCGGGGCGGGUAAGCGAAACGGGUUCUUUACGAAAGAGGAGGGCACUGAAGGAGGCCUUGGCUAUUGCUAGCUCUGGGUUCGCCAUUAUGGUGAAAUUCGCAUGCCGUUCGCCGGAGGGCGCCAGACAAACAACGGAUGAGUGAGGAAGGUGAGGUUGGAUAUUGAGCUAGAGCUAUUAAGCUCCUUACGUCGUGCGACAGCUAGAGG
Colletotrichum destructivum is the source of this 5805-nucleotide messenger RNA. RefSeq names its product Putative protein phosphatase 2A, regulatory B subunit, B56, armadillo-like helical. Gene Ontology annotation, molecular function: protein phosphatase regulator activity. Gene Ontology annotation, biological process: signal transduction. The coding region runs from base 1270 to 3294 and encodes 674 amino acids. Lineage: Eukaryota; Fungi; Ascomycota; Sordariomycetes; Glomerellales; Glomerellaceae. The transcript has 7 exons. Gene Ontology annotation, cellular component: protein phosphatase type 2A complex. The record is from RefSeq and is a predicted model, not a curated record.